Messenger RNA from Microsporum canis CBS 113480, 2529 nucleotides. RefSeq lists its product as hypothetical. Gene Ontology annotation, cellular component: chromatin. The record is from RefSeq and is a predicted model, not a curated record. The transcript has 10 exons. The coding region runs from base 1 to 2529 and encodes 842 amino acids. NCBI's taxonomy places the organism in Eukaryota, Fungi, Ascomycota, Eurotiomycetes, Onygenales, Arthrodermataceae. Gene Ontology annotation, molecular function: RNA polymerase II cis-regulatory region sequence-specific DNA binding; zinc ion binding; DNA-binding transcription factor activity, RNA polymerase II-specific. Gene Ontology annotation, biological process: DNA-templated transcription; regulation of transcription by RNA polymerase II.
AUGGAGCAGCAGCAGCAGCAUCAUCGACAGCAACAGGAGCAACAGAAGAAUCAGGAGCAGAAGAACCAGGAGCAGAAGCCGGCUAAAUUUCACUGCCAGUUUGCGGGUUGCAACCGCUCGUAUCUUAGAAGUGAACACCUCAACCGCCAUGCCUUGAUUCGGAGCAUUCCUCUGUUAUCUGUGCCAGAGGAGGUUUACUCGAAACGUAACUACAGUGACCUCCUUAAUGCACAUCUACGGCGCCAUGAGAAACGCAAGUCUACGUCUGAGAGCGUAGAGCAGCCUUCUACGACUUCGGACGCUCCAUCUGGCGGCCAGUCUGCUACUCUUGCGCCUCUGUCACCAUCGCCAUCGACGAACCUGGCCAUCACCAACAGCUCCCCGUCAGAGACUAAGCCCGCAACCGCCGCUGCAGAAUGGCAUCUCGACCAUCAGAACCGUUUCGAUGGCCCGGCAGGCCAGCCUCCUGCGGUCUACAGUGACGUUGCUCGCCCGCCCGUCUCUCAUUUCCCGGCAAUGGCUCCUCUUACGCUCCCCUCGCCUCGAACCGACCCUACCAGCCAUGUAUACAGUAACCAUAAUAAUCAUAGCCACAGCCAUGUUUCACCCAACGGGCAGGCGAGCACCCAUGCUCCCCAUAACUCCAUCAAUCAUUUACCCCAGCUUAUGAGCCAGCAGCAGCAGCAGCAACAGCAGCAGCAACAGCCAUAUCUGGCAAUGCCCACACCCUUUGACGACUAUCCCUGGCUCUUCCACAGCACCAGUCUCUUCGACCUGCCAUCUGACGAUUAUCUCAAUCUUCAUUUCGGUGAUACAACUGACCAUACGUCGCCUCCAGACAUAUACCUUCCGUCUAUCGGUUCUAACUCUCCCCAAUACGAGGCUCCCCAGAUAACCACCCUCGACCAUGGGAAGAUACUUAGCCAAUGCUCUGACCUCGUAAACACACCUUUAAAGGACCCUAUCAAAAUGAACCAAAUUCUCCAUCUGGCGCUAGAUUACUGCGAUGUAUACAUGCCCUUUUUCCAUCGACCAACAAUUAACCUCUCACGACUACCGUCUGUGUUACUCCUCGCCUUGUGUAGCCUGGGUGCUUUUCUAAGCAAAACACACGAGUUCUACGAGUUGGGGAAAUUGCUACAUAAGCAUGUGUGGUCUCAAACAAUCGAGAAACCACUCAUGAGCGCAAGGGUUGAGAUGCCAUUUAUCCAGACACUGGUUGUCCUCGAGCAUAUAUGCACGUAUGCUAUGGCGCGGCAUGAGCAUGAGAUGUCAGAAAUUGUACAUAGUAUUAUUGUCACGCUUGCACGGCGUAAUAAUCUCAUGACAGAGAGCCCCAACCGAGAAGGAGGCACUCGACAAUCCCCAGAUGUUAAGUGGAGGGAAUGGGCACAGCGGGAAUCAAUCAUUAGGAUAGCACACACCAUCUUUGUCAACGAUGUGCAGUAUAUGGUCUACUUCUCACAUCAUGCCUUGCUUUCUGUUGGUAUGAUGAAAAUACCACUUCCAAGCCGCCAGUCACUCUGGGAUGCACCCUCUGCUGUAAAAUGGGAAGAGGAAAUGCGUCAGCUUAAAAAAACGAGCCGAUCGAGGUACCUUAGCCUGGACUCUGCCGUCCAGUCAAUCUUGUCUAUAAAAGAUGCAGAUCAUAUGCGCGAAGUUCUCCUCUGGCACAACACUCCUAAUCCUUUGUCACUACACAUUAUUAUCCAUGGAAUAACUUCGGCGAUAGGGGAUGCAAAAUAUCGAUCUGUAUCUUCUUCCAGUAGCUUAGUUAUCCGCGAAUUACAGAGACUGGAAUUUGAUAGUGCACUGGCCUACUGGCGAGAUCAAUUCGACCACCUCUCAGGCCCAGAUCAGCGGUGUCCGCUAUCGUGGUGUGCCUUGGUUAUGUAUGACUUCUCUGCAGUGCUACUGCGGAAUAACUUGUCAGACAUUCAAAUGGCGGCGGGAAGUGCCUUCUCCUCAGGCCGAACAGUCACCCCACAGGUUGCACAAGCGGCAUAUACUCGUCUAGUCUCGACAAAUCCAGUCUGUCAUGAUUCGUAUUUACAUGCCCUCGAAGUGGUCGGCUUAUGCAUCGAAGAGGAACCGGGGAGCAGCAACGUUAAACCCGGCCUCGGAGUUCUAUUGUCACAGCCCCGGCCAUUAUGGCAGACCUACUGUGCAUUCCUCGGGCUUCUCGUUCUCUGGGCUCGUGCCCUGGGCCUGGAAAACAAGGAUCAACCCCGGAAUGCCUCAAGAGUCAGGCCACAACAGUUCUCCCCGCAACUAGCUCCAUCCACUGCCGCAACCAUUUUGGCCAAUAUGCACCAUCGCGAACAGGCACAGUUCUCUGCCGCCUCAGUUGAAGUCCAGGUGCUUAAGAGCGAGCUUAGAGAACUGAUUAGCACAGUCAGCGAACGUCUAUCGGCUAGCUCAUGGGAGAUAUCACAUGAAGCCGCUAGAAUCUUAACUUCCUUAGUUGAGAGGGAAGGCCUGAACUAUCAUAGAAGGACAAGCUCUCUUCUACAAAAUCCCCGGGAAUGA